CCGCGGACUUCGGGUUCGACGACCGAGAGCUGAGUGCGACGCAGUUGCGGUUGGAGCUCGUCCGGGAGUCUUUGUGCUAUCACCCGGAGGACGGGUACCUGCACCUUUUCGAUUGCCGCGUCCCUUCUCCAGCGGAGGAGUGGCUCCGGUCUUUCGACGCGCGCGACCUUCCCGCGCGGGUGGUCGCCGAGGCGACCCCGGAGCGUAAGAGCUCGAAACUGCUCAAGAUGGCCUCGAAGCAGCGGGACGGGAAUUAUGUCGGUCUACUGACGAUGGUGGCACCCCCCGCCGCCGACGGCAGUAGUGCCCCGCCCUCCGGCGCCGCGAGUUCCUCCAGUAACGACCAAGCUGCCACCACCAGUAGCGCGCACGGCGCCCCGAAAGAGUAUCGCGGGGUGCUGGAUCCGAGUGGGGCCCUGCAUUUGUAUCUGGAGCUCAGCCUGCUCGACGGGUGCAGCCCCCGGAGCAGCGGCAUCCCGGCGGAUGUUGCGAUUGACGUGAGUCAGUACAAAAUUGAAAUCCCCGAGAAGCACGUGGUCGCCGCCGCGGGGCUCCUCGACGAGCGCGCCGCUUUCUGCCUGGUGCACCCAUUGGCCGGGAGCUUCUUGUUUGCCGCAGAGUCCGCCAUCCUGCGGCGCGCCUGGAUGAAGAAGUUGCGCAAAUUCGCGGUCGAAGAGGAUUUGUCCGACCACAAGCCGCAGCUGCCGAACCCGAACCAGCGGACCCGGUUGAGCGUGAUUCACCCGGCCGAAACCCCGGACGACGCCUUCACUUCCGACGGGGACCAGGCACGGUCCUCGCAGUCCUCCAGUGCGUUUCCGAGCAGCGGUUCUUUAGUAGGACCCGUUAAUAACAACAGCGCGGGGGGGAUCCUCCAUGUUGACAACGGCACGAGUAGUACUUUCACCGCAGAUGGAUCACGGGAAAUGCAAAAAUCUUCCGACACGACACAGUUGCUCGACGUCAAAGCUGGUGGAGCACCCGGAGCUGCGAAGAAAAGCGGCAGCUGUUCCAGUAGUUCCAGCAGCAGCUCGUGUUCGUCCUCCAGCUCUUCGUUUUCCGAGGAGGACCAGUUCUUUUCCCGCGCCGACGGCGGGCGGCGCAAGACGAUGGGGCGGUCGGUGGAUCCGUUGGCGCACCGGCGCAUGUCGGUCGAGAUGCUGCUCGCGAAGAUGCAGCAGCUGAGCCCCUCGUCCCGGCAGAAGCGGCGGGAGAGCUACCUGGAGUUCGCGAGCCGGGAGCAAACCGUGAUCGUUUUGGACUGGGACGAUACGCUGUACCCGACCACCUGGGUGCGCGGCGACGUGGGUCUGAGCUACAAGUACCCGCUCGAGUGGCAGGUGGAGGAGGGCCCGCGGUGCGAGCAGUUGAAGGCGAAGUUGCGGCACCUGGAGCAGGAGGCCAUUUUACUCCUCCGCAACCUCGUGGUCCAGGGCCGCGUGCUGCUGGUCACGCUGGCCAAGGCGCCCUGGGUGGAGAUGAGCUCGAAGCAUCUGACCCCGCGCCUGCACAAGUGCGUGUUUGAGGAACUGCAAAUCCCGAUGCUGUACGCCUCGGAGUACGGGAAAAUGGUGCCGGUGGAAAACAACUCCUCGCCCGAGGAGCGGUACGUGUGCAUGAAGGCCCUGGCAAUCGCGGACGGCGUGGGACAGCUGUACCUGCAGUACCCUGGGCAGACCUGGAAAAACGUGAUUUCCAUCGGCGAUUCAGACUUCGAGCGGAUCGGCACGCAAACCGCGAUCAAUGACUACUACGAGCGGUAUGUGAAAUAGGAAACGGAAAAAAGCUACAGUGCAUAAUCAUACUCAGUUGCGAAGUGCAAAAGCAGAUCUGAGCAAAGGCAUCCGCGAUCGGGCCAGGCCCGCAGCCAGGGUUUUAAGCUAGGAGAGCAGGCAGAGAUAAUUUCAUGCGUGUUCUUUCAUCUCGUUUUGCAGCACCAAUAUCUCUGGCAUGACGCUGGCUUUUUUUCUCCGCGAUACGAAUAGCAGCUCGACCGCCGGCGUCGUCCCCCUGACCGCGACGAUUACCUCUUCCGUGUCAGAUGUGGCCAGCUCCGUGGAGCAAGUUGAUGGAAACAAUUUCGCCGCUUGCCCUUCUGGCAGCACAACUUCAGGCACAGCGACCGGAGCUGCUGGUGUCGUCCCAGAUUCGUCGUGUAGUCUACCGAACCUGCUGUCAACAUCUUCCCCCACCUCUUCGUCUGCGGACAACAAUAACUCUAAGAUAGACAUGAAUAACAGUUCCCUACUCAACACCGCGAGCUCGGAGGAGAAGCAAGGGCUCGUUGGUGGGGCGGCCGGGAUGAAACAGGAUGGUCGGGAGCAGGAGGGAAGUGGUCUCGUUGUUGAUCAUUCGCAAGGCGCAGCAAGAACAGCCUCCAGUUUGACCACGCAGGAGGAACUUUUACCAGAAAGCGGCGGUCAUUCCCCCACCGCCGCGGUUGACUUAGGUAACACGGCCCACUUGAACCAGGAAGCUGCCGCGCGCGUGGCUGCCGGCAACGCCAACUCGCCUCUGAAGAUUUGGAUGCAGUCCGGCCGGUACGAGGGCAUCAACGCGCAUAGUGGGCAUUUUUUGCGGGUGCGCUGCAAAACGGUCAAGUUGCUACCGGAGCCGACGAUCGAGGAAUUGCUGGCCGAAUUGACCCUGCUGCGGCUCUGGUCGCAGGCCCUGGUCACCUCCGAGAACGGCGUGGACGUAGAGCUCACGACGUCCGAGGCAGACAGCGAAAUCCACGCCAUACACGAGCUACUCACCCGCUCCGACCCACCGCCGGACCUCUCCUGGCUCGUACUCUCCGGUCUCACCUGA
Amoebophrya sp. A120 is the source of this 2811-nucleotide messenger RNA. NCBI's taxonomy places the organism in Eukaryota, Dinophyceae, Syndiniales, Amoebophryaceae. The record is from the annotation of a GenBank genome assembly.